This is a messenger RNA of Schistosoma spindalis, 12091 nucleotides long. The record is from the annotation of a GenBank genome assembly. Lineage: Eukaryota; Metazoa; Platyhelminthes; Trematoda; Strigeidida; Schistosomatidae.
AACACCAAAAAAAUUUGUUAAUAACGUUUGUGUGUUUUUUAUUGAAUGGUUUUGGAUACUUUUAUACCUCACGUUCUUAUAAUAAUUUUUUGACUGCCGGAAAUUCUCGAAUUAUUUACUGAAAGCAGCGAACUGUAAUCUUGCAAUAUUGAAAUGGGCGUGCCUGGCAUCUACUAACAAAUCUCUUGCAUUUUUAAAAUUUUUGACUUUUGAGUGGUGCUACUAUCCAAUUUCUGGAAUUAGUAGAUAUCAUCAUGCCUUAUUUGAAUGGUGAACCUUUCGUUAAACGGCAACCACCAAGUGAUCUUUCAUUAGACGAAGAGUUAUUUUUCCUGCCCACUACAUUAGAAGUUUUUCGUGACUACGAUGACUACUUCGAACGUACAAUUCUCGUAAAUAGUCUAACAUGGACUUGUUCAGUGUGUAAUAGAGGACCUUCCACCUACAAAGAAGCACUGGCUUGUGAGCGUGGAGACUAUCGGCAAUUGAACGCCUUUGAUAAUGCUCUGGCUUCUGCAUUGCUGUAUAUUAUUGGAGGUGCACGGAAGCGGAGGCUCCCAGAACUUGUUGAACUAAUAUGUGGGUUUGCAAGUAGUCGAUUUUUUGUUGGUGAGGAGAUUGAAUUUCAGACUGCAGAUUCGAAUGUUCGGUCUCUUGGUAUUAUUGAUCGUGUGGUCGUGUCACAGAAAAAAAGCCAGUUUGAGCAUAGUGGUUCAUUGAUGGAUCCAGAUGUUCAGAAGCCUGCCUUUCCUGAUGCAUUGAAACUUCACUACUGUGUAAGGGAGCAUAAAAAGUCUGAUAAUGUAAACCGUAUCGCCUCAAGUGUUUUGGUACCUGGAUCUAUUAUUAAUCGUCGCAGUCGUAACGUACUGGCUAGGGAUCACAUUAAGUUCUUCAUUCGUCAUACGUGCGAAUUAAGAAACGGUGUUUUCACACCCAAAGUUUCGAUUAUGCAACGUUACAAGUUACAUCCGUAUGGACCUGUGACAUGGGCUAAGCUAUUUCUGCCACCAGAACCUUGUUGGUCUGAACUGACACCUGCUCCUCCAUCCUCAAUAAUUCGAACUGUGAGCAAUCUAUCGAAGGAAUCCAGUCGCCCUAUAUGCCAAGGUUUUAAAGUUAUCGAUACCUAUACAGAUGAAUGGUCUAGUCGAGGUCAAACGAAACCUCCAAAUGUUCCAUGUUCCAUUGCUAUUAAUCAUAACAUGGCUUCAUCAGGAGGAACAACCCGUGUACAGUAUUUUGAACCCCUCGGUUUUCAGUCGCAAAAAGUUCUUUAUCAACAAACACAUACACUAAUGGGUGGUACACAUGCAAUGAAUGGUCCCUAUAAUCAGUCAUUACCACAACCAGUUUUUGAUAUUUCACGUUCUUUAAAAGUUGAAAAAACUGAAUUAGAAAAGGAGUGGAGUAUGGUGCGUCGUCGUGAUGAUUUGGAAUUAUCGGAUUUAGUGCCAUUACCAGAAUUCUCUAAGUUUCCUUCUUCACUUUCUCCGGAUGAUAUUGGCUCAGCUCUACAGUUACUAGAGUUUCUGCAUGUAUUUGGUCCACACAUUGGGCUUGUUAUCCCACAAAUAGGUAAAUGUACAGAAGCGAAUGGUACGAAUUUAUCCCGUUCUAAUUCUUCACUUACAUUAUCUACUUUGGAAAGUAGCCUUUUGGAAUCGGAUCCGUGUGGUCCUUUAGCCGAUUUCUUUAUAAGUAUGCUGUCUACUAUACGUAGGUUAGAACUGGACGCCAACUCUCGUCAACCAACUCCAAAUGCUUCGGCAGCAACAAUUGCUGCAGCGUCGGCUGUUGCUGCCGCUGAAGCUGGUUUUUCUGUGAAUACACAAGUCUCUCAUGUUUCUGGAAUUGGAAUUGAUAAUAAUUCACUGUAUGAUGAGGAUGCAGUCGGUCCUGAAGACAGUGCUGUCUUCCGAGUGCUACGAGAUGCUGGAGCUUCAACUCGUUUAUGUGAACUUAUUGGUAUACCAACCCAAGCAGCCACCAUUGCUGCCGGUAAAGCUGCUGUGGCUGCUUCUGUUGCGUUAAACACAAGUGGAACUGCUGCAAAAGAGGAUUCAUCAGGGAUUUCAUCUUCAGUAUUUCCAAAUGCAAUUAACCGAAGUUCUGUUACACGUGCUGCAACAACGGCAGUCAUUGCUGGGGCUACAUCUUUACCACCGCUGGAUCGUGCUGGUCUUUCUGAAGCACUUUGGUUACACAUAACUAGUGCAGCUGCAAAAGGUGGGGGCUGGCGUGGUCAGAUUUGGGGAGGUACUCGACUUCUGGAUGACCCUUCUGUUAUGCUGGCCAGAAACAAUUCAGCUUUAGUUGAAAAGCUUAAAAAAGUAUCGGUUUAUGAACUAACUCCACAUGAAAAGUUGAUCCUGCUUACCACUUUGAUGGAUGAGCUUUUACUUCAACCUCAGAUUCGAGAACGUAUGGAAGAUAGUUACGAACGUGUGCGUUUGUUACGCAGUCAGUUGCGCACUAUACAAGCUGAUAGAACUGUAUUGAUUAACUCUGGUACUGGAAUUGAGGAAGAACAAGAUGUUUUGACACAUAUGAAGAAAGUAAACUCUACAAAUGAUGGCCGUGUUCAUUUCGCUCCUGUUGGUCUUAAAGGACGCUUGGGCAGAGGAAGAGGUCGUCCAGUGGGUUCUGGUCGUACACUAAACCGCAAAAAUACGCAACUAGAUUCGACAGUCGCUCCUUUGGAGAAAUUUUUGUCAGAUGAGGAUUAUACGUUAAUCAAUAGAAAGGAACAUCGACCCAAUUCAGAUACUGGAACAACAGCUUCUUGUAUCUCUUCCUCAUCUACAGCUAAUAUAUAUGAAAAAUUGACAGAUUCAUUAUUGGAGGAACAAAAGUUACUAGACUCUAUUACUCAGGUUUCGCGUGGUUGCUCAAUGAUACCUCUCGGUCAAGACAGAUUUUAUCGACAAUAUUGGCUAGUAAUGUCUGUACCAUGCAUACUGAUUGAGGAUUGCUCAUGUGUUGAUAAAAAUCCUUAUUAUACUAAUUCUACAAUUCGAAAUCGUCAAGUUGUAUAUACGUAUCCUGAACUUGCUAAACAAAUGGGUCUUAAUAGCUCUGAGGACGCUGGUAGACAUUUACGGGAAAUAAUCAAUUCUAUUAAGGAUAAUGAAUUGUUAGAUAGAGAAGAAAUAACAUUUCGUGUUGCCGCUUAUCUACCACAUCAGUCUUUAUCAUCAUCCUCAUCGUCAUCAUCAUUAUCAGGUUUAUCAGUUGAACAACUGAGAACUCUUGUUAAACCGGAACGUGUUAGUGUCCAUGACUCUUCUCUUCAUAAUGCUUGUCCUUCAGUUAAACAAUUAGCUAAGCUACGAUGUAAUUCAGGGAAGUCAUCUUUGUCCACAACUGUCUGGUCGAUUCUCAUACCCGAUAAGUACAGGGAAUUGUAUCAAAAAAAGAUGCUUGAUUCAAAUAAUCAAACUAUCGUUUCUGAUUCAAACGCAGAAGUUGUUUCAUCUUUCUCCAUACGUGAUUGUUCUGAUAUUUCUGUAAAAUUAGCAGAGUCUUAUAAUAACGUCAAUAACAAUUCUAGUGAUGAUAAUGAAUCAAAAUAUAAGUCAGAUGUUUCUGAUGAUAACAAAAAUUGGUCUUUGACAAAUGAUGAACUUGAUUUAAUGAUUGAACAAGCCAAAUGGACUAUUGAUUGUCUAGAAGCUUCAUUAAACCCUCGCGGUAUCCGUGAGUCUCGUCUUCGUAAAACGAUUGGUCAAUUACGGCCUUUACUUAUUAAGGUACUUACCAUGUGUCCACCCGAAAUAAUUUGUGCAACGAACGAUAACUGUUCAACAGUAGUUGACAAGACAGCAAUUAGUACUCAAAUUACACCUGUAUCACUCGAACAUGUUACUACCACUCCAGGAAAAUAUAGUUAUUCAGGUAGUAAAUCAACUCAUGCAGUCAUGUGUUCGUGGUUGGAAAUCGCUCUUGUUGGUAUAGGAUAUCGUCUUGGUCGUUUGGAUUUGAUUAAACGUCUUUUGUUCAAUAAAAGCGGUAGUCUCACGGAAAAUUCAUCAAACACUGAAACCGAACUAUGUAAACAAGAUCUUAAUAAAUCUCUUCAAAACAAGGCUUCUAGUGAAGUGGAGAAUGAUGAGACUGUCUCUGUAUCAGUUGAAGAUUGUACUGACAGUUCUAUCAAACUUUCUGAGGUUUUAAAAACUUCACUAAAUUGUAGUCCUGUUCAUCCGGAUGUAAAGCGUCUUUCAAAAAUAAUUUUAUCACUGGGCCAUGAUGUUAGUCCGAAAGGAGUUGCUGGACCACUGGCAAACGAUGAAAGGACUUUGCGCAGUGAACCUAUUAAUAUGUCAAUCAACAAACAAUCAACGGAUUUAGAAAAUAUAUUUUCAGAAAAUACUGUACCAUCUGAAGUACAUGAUUCAAAUGUUACAGCUAAUUCCAAUAUGACACAAUCAUUUAGAACUACUGGUUGGCAAAGAUGGUGUGUUAAUGUUGAACAGGCUAGUUCUACAUCACAAUUACAUUUAUUAGCACGUGCUCUUGAACGUGGAGCUCAUCGUGCUACCUUAGGUGGUAGAGGUGUGUCGUCUGCAAUUGCUAAUUAUGUCUCACAGCAUCCUUUACCCGCUCUAAAAUGUACUUCAUGUCGGGGUCCUCCAGAUGUUUUGACUGUAUCAACUGGAUCCGGCAAUCUGUCUGCAUUUUCUGUUUGUUCUGGUUGUGCUUGCCCCUAUCACCUAGAUUGUCUCCUUUCUUCAAACACUCGACGAACUACUACCCGACGAUCUCGAACUAAACAAUUUGAAAUUUCAGAUUCGAGUAGUCCAAAUAACGUUGAUUCAUCGUUUACUGGGUUUCUGAGCAAUUAUUCCUCUUUAUCCAGUGUUACAUCUGCUCGUCUUGAAGUGUUAGGUGGUAGUCUUAUAUUGUGUGCAUUUUGUCUUCGUUCAGCCGAGGCGUUAUUGUCAGGAGCAGAUAAUUCUACAGGGCUUUUACAGUCGAACAAUGAAGCAUUUGAAUUAUCUACUACAUUAGUGUAUACAAACGAAGAUUAUCUGGGUACUAGUGAAAAUAUUUCACUCCAAAAGAAGACAAAUCGAGUUGGAAGAAAACGUCGUUCUGUUGUUUUUGAUGAAUCUGAUGAUCCUACGUCAUACGAUGGGAAUUCAGAUGAGAAAACUGAUAAUCCCCUUGAGAAUAUGGAGGAGGUCGAUCCUGAUGAAUCGACCGGAAAUCAGCAUACAGAAACAGGACACACAAAUAAUGUGCAUGUAACUAGACGUCGUGGAAGACCUGCUCGUCUUCAUCGUGUAUAUAGUGGUCGUGGUCGUGGUCGUCGUUCAACGAAAUUUCUGUCAGAGAAAGUUAGUCAUUGUGAUAAAAGUGAUGAACCUAGCUUAGAAGCUACUUAUACAUCUCCCGCAUCAGUAGAUAUGUCAUCGAUCAGUAAAUUGUGUGUUACUGUAGAUGUUCAUUAUGACGAUGAAGUUGAACAGUUGCUCAGUCCUUUAGAUCAUCAAAGUAAAAAACUCAAAGGAGACUCCGGGUCUGUAAAUUCAGCUUUAAGAACAAACAAAUCGUGUCCAACUGUUCAACCUGCGGGAAAUUGUCGCUUAAAACGUGCAUCUAUUAUUUUAGAUAAUUGUGUUUCACAAAUUACGAGUACCAAUGAUAGAGGACGUCGUUCUAGUCGUGGUCGUCCUCGAAAAUCUGAAGUUACUCUACCCAACCCCUCACUCGAAAAUCCUGAUUCAGUCAAUCCUUUAUCGUGUAGUCGAGAGCAGUUUGAUCAAGCUACUGCUGAGUGUUUCCUAUCAGAACUAUGUACGGUUAGUUCAGCACGUCCCCUUCUCCGAUGUGGUCUUGGUCGAACUGUAGCUUUGAAUGAAUUAAAUCAAGCUAACGGUAAUUCAGAAGAUAGUUUCGUCGUUAAUUCCCUAUCUGAGCGUUCUCGAGCAAGUCAUCGAACACGCUCAGCAACAUCGGGUCAUUCUUCUGAGGAUCGUAGAUUAUAUGCUCUAGAUUUGGUCGGGUUACAAGAGAUUUUAGUUCGUGGAGAAUUACCUCAGGGACCAGGACAAGUAAUCCCUCAGCUGCGACUACUCCUAUCUCAUUGGCUGCGUAGCAAUCGUCCUGGUAGUCGUUUGCAUCAAUGUGCUUCAGAUUUACUAGAACAGAUGAAUAAAAAGUUGAAAGCAUUACAACAAUUGAAUAUCCCCACUGUUAAUGAUAAUAUCAUUAGCAGUAGCAAUAGCAACAGUAAUAAUACUGUUACUGAUUCUUUAAAUAACAGUAAUAAUAUUGACAGUGAAAAUCUAAGUCCUGUCAAUCACCACCAAUCACAACCAUUAUUCACUACUAGUCAUUGUGGAAAACGCAAACGGUAAUGAUGAUGAUUUUAUACUAAUUAAAAUCUGCGGUUCUACAUUUUUUGUGUAUAUUUAUUAUUGCUUUUUUUAUUCUCUACUAUUUAUUUUUGUACAGUAAAAUCACUCACUCUCUCUCUCUCUAUAUAUAUAUAAUGAAUAGAAAAUGAGUGUUUUCACUAUCCCUUUUCAUCUUCGCUCUCUAUAAUAAGUGUAUUGUUACUACUUUUCUAGUUCUCCUCUCUGAAUCACUUUUGAAAAGAAUAUCAAUUAAUGAACUCUUUCUUUUUUUCGAUUUGUAUAUGUUGAUCAUUUGUUUUUUUUAUGUGUAUGUGCGGUUUCGUUCCUUAUUAUUAUGUUCAUACUGUUAUUGAAAUUGUAAUAAAAUAUAGAAAUAAACCAGUUAUCAAUACACAUAAUUCCUUUCUUUACUUUUAAUCUAUCAGUUAAGUCAUUUUUAUAUGAUAUUCUCAUAAUGUAUAUAAAGGAUAAAGAGAUAUGUGUUUUUGAUUGUUUUGGAAGAGCUAACGUUUAAUUUUACUUCUUGUUUUAUAGCUAAUUAAAGUGUUUAUCCAGUAAAUAUUGGAAGAUUUUUAAAAGCUUUUUCAAGUAGUCGGGUAAAUUGUAUUAUUGUUUUCUAUCGUUCAAUAAACGUCAGCUGGAAGUCUUUAUUUAGGAAUUUUUAUUUACUCUUCAAGUUGGUGGAUUUAUAACUCGAUGAGAUUGUAUAGUGAAUAGUUUUCGUAACUAUUUUUGUUUAGUACAUUUUCUGUUAGUAAGUGUAGAAAAAAAGUUCUAAAUUCAAUUAGUUUAAAGUAUUAUCUUUAGAUAUAGUGUGAAACCAAUUUAAAGAAGACAGGUGAAUUAUCUGGGAGCAAACAAUAAGAUGUGAUAUGGUGUUUGUUUGUGCUGACCCUACUUACUUUCAUCCGUAUCUCAUCCUAUUUUGAAUCGUUGGUUAUAAUCAGACAGAAAAUAACUUACUUUAUACGUGCUAAUUUUCACCUUUCAUGCUGGUCCUAGUGUUUCCAUUGAAGCGAUAAUCUUAUCCUUAUUAUUAACCGCAGAAUUUUGAAAAAAAUUACCGAGACAACUGGCUAAAAAAACAUGAGUUUUUCAUUACAGUUGUUUGUGAAUUGGUUGUAUUUUCACUCACUAUCAAGAGUCUGAGUUCCAUCCGUGCUGAAUAUAUAUAUUCUGUUUUGUUUAUUGAUUACCAUUUAAGUUUUUAAAGUAUUCUAUGGAAACUAAUAAUCUUCGGAUUUCUUUCGAGAACUUGAAAAUUCGAAAUAUGAUCAUCUGUUAAUUGUUUAUAACUUAGUCGUUAUAUUCCAUUUGUAAAAGUUUGGAAUUUACCAAUCCUAGUGUUAGACACUGCAGUUUUUCAGUCUAUUUUUGACAGAUCGGCCUCUUUGUAUUGUCAUCUAGUCACAAGUAUCUUCGUUUUUUCAUAUGUUCGUUAUAAUACCUAAAGAUAGUAAGUAGCCUGUGUUGUGUCCAAAUAUUUUACAUGGGUAUCAUGAUGUGGUAUUCUUUUGUCAAAUCAGUUGAUUUAUUGUAUUCGUAUUAUCUAACCUCUGACUUCAUUGCAUUGGUUCUUUAUUAUGGUGUUAACCAUGCCUCACUUCCUUUAAAUCUUCUAAACAACGACCUGUGCAGACAGGUUAUUGAAAAUUUUCAGAUAUAAUCUAGUAAUGUGUGGAAUACUAUUCCCUAAGAGUUCGAUGAAUUUAAAACUUGAGUAUAUUAUUACAUAAAUUACACUACAUAAAAUCGUCUUUAUAUGCUAUAAUUGGCUUUCAGUAGUAUCGCUUUAUCGGUAGUUCAUUGUCUUUAGUUUUACCGAUAUUUCGAGAAUCGGAUUUCCAAUGUCCUGUUAAAUAAUCUAUAUAAAUAUAUGUAAGAAAUCUUUAGUUCUUUUUUGUAUUUAGGGUUUCCAGGGAUUUCAUUUUCAAGGAUUAACUCGAUAUCCUUCAUAAUUAAACUGUUGUUGAUUCAAUCGGAGGGUAUUUUUUAUUUUAUUUUAACACAUAGAUAUUGGCACAAGGAGGUACCAAAUACAUAUGCGCCACACAAAUCUCAUUUGAUAUAUGUGAGGGCUGUGAUACUGCCCGGGUGCCCAGACCGAAGCAGAUGGUUUUCUUAGGAGGCCACACCCCGAGCCUUUGACCUAAAGGUAUGAUCCACAAGGCAGUCGGGUAAUAUAAGGAGAUGCAAUCCCAUGGUAGCCGGUGACCAACGAUUGGUUCAUAUGACAUUUGUUUCUUUAGGAUACUGGAGCCAGCCUACGUGCACCAUUGGUUUGGGAUCCGGUUAAAGCGCCGGACAUUCGCUUUUCGUCCUCUCAUUUUCUUAAACAACACCCCUGCCACGUGAAGGCAGUGAGUAGGGCUUCCCUGUCAGAGGCUAUAUACUCGUGGCCAUGUGAGAGCUUUUCGAGGAGGAGAGCGGACUCGCCCCGAUCUCGACUGUACCAGGGCAUUUGGGGGCAUAUUCAUUUGAUAAAAGUAAUAUUAAGUGAGAGCUAUAGAUUGUGUGGAGUCUUUUCAGUGCUAUGGUUAUUUUGUCUGGCGAAAACCAGAUAACUUUCGAAAGCCAAGGAACUACAGAUUGUUGAUUUUUCUAGUGUGAAAGUGAUUAGCCUAUUAAAUCAGUGUUCAUACAUAUAAAUAACAACAUAGAUGUCUCAACUGAAAUAAAGAAAUGUUAUGUAACCAACUGAAAUAAUUUCGAAUCCAAUCGGUUGUAUAUUUUUUUUGUUUUGAAUGAAGAUUUAAUUGUGGAUAGCUUUUGUCAGUUAUUGACAUAAGCUGGUAAGCCAGUGAAUAGGAAGAAAACACAUGUUUACAAUUUCACCGUAGAGUAAACCUAAUAUCUGAAAUGAGAAAGCAGUUAGAAAUGUCAGAUUUCGUUAUCUUUAAGCCAUUAUUUCGUAAUCUUAUGAUACUGGACGAAAAAAGAACUUAAAUUUUUGACUGUAAACAUGUACAACUCACAUGAGAAUAAUCUUUGUUCUUGUAAAAACCUCACUAAUGAUAUGACAAUUAAAAAUAGUCAUGAAACUAUGUGUACUUUUAUAAACAUAACAAUAAUGAUUGUUGUCAUUCUUAUGGUUACAGGUAAUAACUAUUUCCCAGUAGAUGAUAAAAUUAAUUAUGUAGUAGUUUUUUCUCGGUAAUGUCUACCUGUCAUGAACCAAGGUACGAUAAAUUCUAAUCGUUGAUGAUCUUUGUUGUUUAAAUUAUUUUUUAAAACCUUUCAGGCUAUAAUUAAUAAUAAGACAAUUCAGUACAGUUAUAGUAUACACUAGUACACUUGUAUCGAAGGAAACUGCUUAAUUUUGAUUAAAUCUGAACCAUUGGUUAAAAAUAAACUAUCCAAUGAAAUUAAAAUUGUAACUACCAAUCACAUUCUAGUCGAAAUGUUUAACUCAAGUCUUUAUUAAGCCAAUGAUGAUGAAGAGUAAGUAUUAAUGAAGUUAGCAAAACAGUAUUACAAAAUCAAUUAAUUUCAAAGAGGUUUUGUUACAUUGGUGCAAAUUAAAAUUUCGUAACUCACUGAUGUUUUCAUUUCUUUAAAUACAUAAAUGUAUCAUAGAUACAAAUUAUUCACUAUGUACAAUAGUUUGACUAAAAAUCAGUCCCACCAAUUAUUUUUUUCGGCCAUAUGUAAACCAAAAAACUGAACCAUCAAACCUAUGUGUUGAUGUAGUUAGAUGUGAAUGCUCCCUAUUGUUUCCUAAAAGCCAACUGAAAAACAUCUCACAUCUGGUCACUUUAAAGUGUAAGUUGGUUAGUUGACGCGUUCUUGUGACAUGGAAAAAAUUAAAAAAAAGACUGUCUGAUCUAUAAUGAUUAUUAAAAUCUGAUACGUUGUAGACGAUAAACGUUUUACUUUAACAAAGUUUUCAUCCACAGUAAAUCAUAUGGUAAAAGAAAAUACAUUAACUACUAUACGCUUGUAUCCUUUUCACAGCUAAAUUAUUUAUCUUAAAUCAGGAUGAAUAUUUUUUUAUCAUAAUAGAAAUAUUUUUGAUUAAAGUAAGUAGGAAAAAAGUAACGGUAUAACAUGAAUUUAUUUGUUUCAAGAGUUCUCUACAGCUGCUUACAAACUAGAAAUAUUUAAUUAUUUGAAAUGUAAUACAAUGUGAGAAAAAGUAGAUUAAAAUUAGCUUUGAGAUGUAAAUGUUGAUCAAUAGAAGACAAUAAUUGUUAAAAAAGUUAAAAGGUUUGUUAAAAUAAUUGUCUGUUUCUAGGUUGAAUACUUUCGCUACUGGUUAAUAAUAUUAAAUCUCUUCAUAAUAGACUGAUAUAAUAGGCAAUACCUUAAUUGUUUAGAAUCUAAGUGACCUAUUGAAUUGAUUUACUCUCAUCAGUUAUGACAUGUACAUACAUUUUAAGAAGUAGUAGCUAUAACACGUAACUAUAGCUUCGGUUUAUAGCCGUUUAACUCUAUGGUGAUGUGGCUUCACUUUCGUAAAGUGAUUUUUAAUGAAAUAAUGUUAAGUAUAACUCAGUUCACCGUUUACCGAUAUAACUGUUAGGUUGUGUAAAUCUCUUGUAGCAUGUACCAGUUUUCCUGAUAGAGACUUUUCACGAUUAAAGGUCAAUAGCAAAUACUUAAUAGUGACCACUGGUUUUCAAAGGUGUCGCUUGUGCGAUCUACGAAGAAUGUAACUUACAAAUUCUAACCAUUAUCAAUACAAUCUAAAAGCCUUUUUUGAGAAGUAAUUUGAUUUCACGUAAUCAAUUAGUUUGUUUUUUAUCAAUGGAAUUUUGAUUAAGAUCGGUUGUUUCUAUCAAAAUUUUAUUUAGUUGAUGAUGCGAGCAAACAGGGAUCUUAACAAAAUGAAGUCAGAAGAACUGGAGAAUUAUAAAGCGUUUUCUUGUCCACAGAAAUGUGUGUCAUACCAAUUACUCUUAUGUCAAUAUUUCAUUCAGUAAAUUGAUAAACAGUCAAAACUUGUUUAACUAAGGAAUCGGUAUUAAUUGGAAAAUAGUUAAGUAACCAAAAAGAAUUUGAAUCAGUGUUUUGACUUAGUUCUUGUCUUCUUAGAUGUAGACAUAAUCAUUAGUUACUGUAAUUAAUAAUAUCAAAUGACAGAUGAGAAUUUUAAUACUCAUUCAUCUUAACUGAUACACAUUAUAAACUGAAAUUUAGCAAUUUAACAACUUAAUUUAUCCUUAAUUCGUUUUGUAAUGUUUGUUUAAAUGUUCCCAUUGACAUAUAGGACUGCAAUUGAUCAGUCUCUGAUUGGCAUAUGUGCAUCCUGUGCGGAGUGUCCUAAGUCAUAAGCAUUAUAUGCAGAGAUAGAUGGCGGCUAGCAAUGGAAUCAAAGACGCGAGUUUCGUCCUCUUUCGGAGUCUUCAGCUAGAUUAACCUUCAUCCCAGAGUUGAUGUUCACUCUGAGACUCGAUAUCCUUAAUUUAUUUGCAUUUUAUCAUUGGUAUGCUAAAAUGUAAAUGAAAUCUUUCAUAUGAAUGUUGAUGAUUAUAUUGUACAAAUUAGUUCAUUGCACGUUACUACAUUUUGCAUAAACCUGCUUUCCUUUUUUUAAAAUCUCUAUUGAUCUAAUGAAUUAGUUAUGUUUGUUAUAUACGUGCAUGAUGUUAUAUCUACUGAAUUCAUUUUCAAAAAUGUAUGCUUUCAUGAUAAUACUAACAUUUUAGUACUGUACGCUUUCAAAUUUGUUUGUUUACCUCACAUUUUUUUGUAUUUAAAAGUUAAUAAAAUUUAAACGAUAAGCU